AUGUGGCGUAGUUUCCUGGGGUUGAACACCGAGCCGAAAGUAGAACCGGAAGAAGGCGAGGAAUCUGAGCAAGAAGCCAGUGUUCAGAAGAAACCGGAACCGGAAGACCGUAAGCCCGUGGUGGUUCAACUUCCGCUGACUCCGAAGCAACGGCACACGGAGAGCAAGCGGAAAAUGGCGGACGAAGCAGUGCAGGCGUUGCUGAACAGGCGCGGACAUGUGAAGGGCAAGUUGACGCGGGUCAGGACUGUCCUCGGCCAGCCUGGAAUCCCAGCAGCGCGGAUCGUAGUCUGCAAGGCGAACGCUGAAAAGUACUACGGUGAGUACAACAGCCUUAACAACAAUAUUAUGGACGCAAGGUUGUCGGAAGAGCAGAGGACCGAGAACGCCGAACGGUUCUUGGACUUCGAGCAGCUCUACGACGAGGUGCUGGAGAAGAUCGUUGAGCUCACAGCACCACCGAAUCGUGCCCAAGCAGUCGUCCCUGCCGGACAGGCUGGUCAGCAGGUGAUUGUUCAGCAGACGCCUUUGCGUGCACCGAUUCCAACGUUUGACGGCCAGUACGAGAACUGGCCGAAGUUCAAGUCGAUGUUCCUGGAGCUGAUGAAGAACUCGCCAGACUCGGACGCCAUCAAGCUGCACUAUUUGGACAAGUCUCUGGUGGGUGCAGCGACGGGCAUGAUCGACACGAAGACGCUUCAGGACAACAACUAUGCGCACGCGUGGGAGAUCCUCGAGGACCGGUACGAGAACCGACGCCUGAUCAUCGACAUCCACAUCAACGGGAUCUUGCAGCUAAAAAGGAUGGCGAAGAAGUCGUCAAAGGAGCUGCGAGAGCUGUACGAGGAGUGUUCGAGACACGUUGAAAACUUACGGUACCACAAGCAGGAGUUGCUGGGUGUAUCGGAGUUGUUCGUCGUCAACAUUCUGUCGUCUUGCUUGGAUCGUGAGACACGCGAGCAGUGGGAAGCUACCGUCAAGAAGGGUGAACUCCCGAAGUAUGCGCAGACGAUCGAAUUCUUGAAGCAGCGGUGCGCCAUCCUGGAACGGUGCGAGUUAGCUGCCCCUGCGUCGUAUGCGGUCCGGUCGGCAGUUCCCAAGGCGGUGCAGUCCUCGAAGACAUCGGCGAAGAUCACCUCGGCAGCCGCGACAUCCAACGAGGCCGAGUGCGAUCUGUGUGACGGGUCUCACGCGAACUACAAGUGUGGCUCGUUUCGCGGCAUGAGUGUUGCGGAGAGAUGGUCGAAGGUACGUGACGCAAGGCUGUGCUACAACUGCUUGCGCAAGGGUCACCGAGUUGGACAGUGUCCGUCGGAUCGAUCCUGUAAGUGCGGUGAGAAGCACCACAGCUUGUUGCACCAGGAGAAGAACCAGCAGCAAACCAAGCCGAAACCAGAAGCGGCUCCGGUAUCAGCGAAGGCGCCGUCAGCAGUGUCAUCCGCCAGCGUGAAGGCUGGUCCCAGCGACACGGGUGCGCCGGAAGUGAACGACUACGAGCAGCAGGCAACCUCGUUCUUCAGCAGCGGAGCGCUGAAGUCACCGCAGCAGGUUCUGCUGCAGACAGCGAUCAUCAACGUGGCGGACAAGGCCGGCAGGUUCCAUCCGUGUCGAACGUUGUUGGAUUCCGGUUCCCAGGCGUACAUUUUGUCGGAGGCGAUGGCACGAACCCUCGGUCUAACCUUCGAAAAGUGCAACGUGACGGUCGUUGGAGCCAACGCAGUGAAGACGCAAGCAAAGAAGGAGUCAACCUUACCUUCUCGUCGAGGUACUCCAACGGGACGGAUCCCGUCGGCAAGAAUCGAGACAGCUGCUUGGCACAUCCCGAAUGACGUGUUCCUGGCAGACCCGAAGUUCAGCGAGCCGCACGAGAUUGACCUGGUCAUGGCGUCGAACUACGUGUGGGACUUGCUGCGAACGGAUCGAGUGAAACUGGCGAACGGCACCGUGACUCUGCGUGAAACCGAUCUGGGCUGGAUCGUGACCGGCGUGUACGACCCGUUCCAGCAGCUGAGUUGCCAAGUCGUCCACUCGAACAUCACGUUGAAGGAUCAGCUGAACAACGCCAUCGAGAAGUUCUGGCUGGUUGAAGAACUAGCAGACAAGCAACUGCAAACCAACGAAGAGCAAGAAGUGGAAGAGCACUUUCGCGGCACCCAUGGCCGUGACGAAAGUGGCCGCUUCGUCGUCCAGUUGCCGUUCAAGGACGAGGUUCUUGAGCUGGGCGACAACCGAGUCCAGGCGUUGAGGAGAUUCAACCUGCUGGAGCGCCGUCUGUCGCGCAACCCGGAACUCCGAGAGCAGUACACGGCGUUCGUCGAGGAGUACGAGGCGCUGGGUCACUGCAAGGAGAUUUAUGAGCAUCAAGAUUCACCAGGAGUGCGUAAGUACUACCUGCCGCACCACGCUGUGCUCAAACCGUCCAGUUCGUCCACGAAGCUGCGGGUGGUUUUCGACGCCAGCGCCAAGGCCGGCAAGUACUCCCUGAACGAUGUGUUGAAGGUGGGACCGACCGUCCAGAAUGACCUGUUCUCCAUCGUUCUGCGGUUCCGUCGCCAUCCGGUCGCAUUCACCGCCGACGUGGUGAAGAUGUAUCGGCAGGUGCGUGUGCAUCCGAGCGAUACGCCGUACCAGCGAAUCUUCUGGAGGAAGGACCCGAACGAGCGCUUGCGAGUGCUUGAGCUGAACACCGUGACCUACGGAACGGCGAGCGCCCCGUUCCUCGCAAUGCGGUGUCUGGUGGAGCAGGCGGAGUCGGCGAAAGGCCGGUUCCCAGCAGCCGCCAAGAUCGUGAUCGAGGACAUGUAUGUCGACGACAUGCUGUCCGGAGCCAGCAACGAGAAGGAAGCAGUGAAACUUGUGCUGGAAGUGAAGAAGAUCCUGGAAGAGGGAGGUUUCCCAGUGAAAAAAGAUCGGGAGAAGCCGAAACCGAUCGAAGAGUACAGUGCGAACGAAGCCAUCAAGGCUCUGGGUGUCCUGUGGGACCCACGCGAGGAUGAGUUUCGUUUUGUGAACUGUUUGGAAGAGUGCGACGACAAACCAGUCUCGAAGGCGAAAGUGUUUUCGGACAUCCUGAAAGUGUUUGACCCACUGGGCUUCGUAGCCCCAGUCAUCGUGCUGGCCAAAGUGUUUAUGCAGAAGUUGUGGGCCAGCAAGAUGGACUGGGCUACCGAACUAAACGAAGAGCUUCUGUGUGAGUGGUUCGAGAUUCGAGAGUCUCUAACAGCGCUGAACGACAUUCGUGUGCCACGAUGCGUCGUGGUGCCCAACACGGUUCUGCACGAGCUGCACGGGUUCGCUGACGCGUCAACCGUUGCCUACGGAGCCAACAUCUACCUGCGCUGCAUCCGCGGGAAUGGGUCGGCCGAGGCCAACCUGUUGUGCGCGAAAUCCCGAGUUGCUCCGCUAAAGAAGCUGUCCGUGCCGAACCUGGAGCUGUGUGCAGCGCUGUUGCUUGCGCGGCUCGUCGUGAAGGUCAUCGAAACGCUGGAUCUGAAGCUGUCCGCUAUCGAGCUGUAUUCGGACAGCCAGAUUGUGCUCGCAUGGCUGAAGAAGGAUCCGAAUCUUCUGGAGACCUUCGUGCGUAACCGCGUCAUCCAGAUCUUCAACCUCACAGGUAAGUUCCGAUGGAAUUACGUGAGGUCAGCCGACAAUCCGGCAGACAUCGUCUCUCGAGGGAUGAGUCCCAAACUCUUGAGUCGGUGUCCGAAGUGGUGGAAGAGUCUUCUACCGCUGACGAGCGCUGCCUACGUUCCUGAAGAACCCCCCGAACUCGAGGACGACGAGCUGCCAGGGCUGGUAGCCAUCGUCUACAAAGUCACCGUCGUCGAGGAGAUGCCGGUGUUUAAACGGUUCGGCGAGUUCCGGAAACUCCAGCGCGUGAUCUGCUAUGUGCGCAGAUUCGUCCAGAACUGCAGGAGCAAGAAGUCUGGACAACCAAGGACGACGUGCGCCUACGUGACAGUUCCUGAAACGAGAGCGGCGUUAAAGUCCAUCAUCUGGUCGAUUCAAAUGGCAGCCUUACCAGAUGAGUUUUACCUAGCGAAGACCGAACAAACAUCCAGCCAGCUCGCGAGCCUGGCACCAAUCGUCGACGAGGACGGUCUGCUGAGAGUCGGCGGACGUCUGGAACAUUCGAGCCUCCCGUACGAGGCUAAGCAUCCCGUGAUCCUGCCCCGUCAUCACGUGACUACGUUGCUGGUCCGAGCGCUGCAUGUAGAGAACCUGCAUGUCGGCUCCUCCGGACUCCUGGCCAUCGUUCGACAGCAGUACUGGCCGCUGAAGGCGCGCAACGUAGUUCGCGACAUGACUCGCAAGUGCCUGCAGUGCUUCAAGGCCAACCCACGCAGGAUUGAACAGUUCAUGGGACAGCUUCCAGCGGAACGAGUGAACGUUGCAGCCCUCUUCGAGUACACCGGCGUGGACUACGCUGGACCUGUGACGGUGAAACAAGGCAAGUACAGACCUAAACUUACCAAAGCCUACAUCGCCGUGUUCGUCUGUCUGGUCACCAAGAACAUCCACCUGGAAUUGGUGUCAGACUUGACAACCGAGGCCUUCUUGGCCGCCCUGGAUCGCUUCGUCAACCGACGAGGCAUGGUGCGCAAGAUCUUCUCCGACAACGCGACGAAUUUCGUCGGGGCGUCACGAUCUUUGCGCGAAAUGCACGAGCUCUUCAAGCAGGACCUUCUGAAGCGUGGAAUCCAGGAUUUGCUCGUGCCCAAGGCAAUCGAGUGGAGCUUCAUCCCGCCCAGGGCUCCCAACUUCGGCGGAUUGUGGGAGGCGGGCGUGAAGAGCGUCAAGACACACCUGAAACAAACGCUGCAGAAUGCGGUGCUUACCUUCGAAGAAUUUGCUACCAUCUUGACGCACGUUGAAGCGGUCUUGAACUCUCGGCCGCUCUUCAGCUUGUCGGACAGCCCCGGAGAUCCCCUUCCGAUAACUCCGGCGCAUCUUCAACUCGGCAGGCCGCUGCGUCCUGUCGCCAAGCCCUCCCGUAGCGGUGUCGCGGACAACCGUCUGAACCGCUGGGAGUACCUGGACAAGCUUCGUGAGGACUUCUGGGGCCGCUGGUCCAGAGAGUACCUGACAAGUCUGCAGAACCGUGCGAAGUGGACCAAGAAAUCGCACAAUCUGCAGCCCGGAAUGCUGGUCCUCCUCGUCGAGGACAACCUUCCGUCGCAGACCUGGAAGGUCGGCAUCAUCGUCGAGACUUACCCCGGAAUGGACGCGCUGGUGCGUGUCGUGGACGUGAAAACCGGUUCUGGAGCAGUCUUCAAGCGGUCGGUAUCCAAACUGGCACCCUUGCCGACCGUGGACAACGACCGGCUUCUGGAGCGCUUCGGUGCUUCAGAUUAG
Messenger RNA from Culex quinquefasciatus (southern house mosquito), 5355 nucleotides. RefSeq lists its product as uncharacterized. Gene Ontology annotation, biological process: DNA integration. Bases 1 to 5355 code for a protein of 1784 amino acids. The record is from RefSeq and is a predicted model, not a curated record. The transcript has 3 exons. Gene Ontology annotation, molecular function: zinc ion binding; nucleic acid binding. Lineage: Eukaryota; Metazoa; Arthropoda; Insecta; Diptera; Culicidae.